UCUCACUCGAAGAUAUUUCAGACGUUUUGUUUUGUUUUCUAAGUGAUUAAAGAAUGUCUGAAUUUCUCCAAGCUGCUGAAAUGAAGCAGUAACCUACGUAGUCCUCGUGCUUGUUGCGGUAGUAGAUCUGUUCAAUCAUGCAGCAAGAGCAUUUGUUCAAAGUUCUUGUGAUUGGAGACCUCGGAGUUGGGAAAACGUCUAUAAUUAAGCGAUAUGUUCAUCAGAUUUUCUCUCAGCACUACCGCGCAACUAUCGGCGUGGAUUUUGCGCUCAAGGUAUUUAACUGGGACAAUCACACAGUCAUCCGUUUACAGUUAUGGGACAUUGCAGGUCAGGAACGCUACGGCAAUAUGACACGGGUGUAUUACCGCGAGGCUGUAGGAGCUCUGAUAGUAUUUGAUGUGACCAGGGCAUCGACGUUUGAUGCGGUACCAAAGUGGAAAGAUGAUCUGGACUCAAAGGUUACUCUGAGCAAUGGCAAACCGGUCCCAGCUGUUCUGCUGGCCAAUAAGUCUGACCAGUCACGGGAAGGCCUGUCCACUCAGAUUCCCAAACUCGACUCAUUUUGUAAAGAAAACGGAUUCGUGGGCUGGUUUGAAACAUCAGCCAAGGAAAACACCAAUAUUGAAGCAGCAAUCAGGUGCCUGGUGGAAAACAUACUGGCCCAUGAGGAGAGUGCUGCCUGUGACUCAGACCCGGAUACAGUGACCCUGUCCGGCAACAACAACACCAAAGAUCGUGGCAAAGCCAGAUGCUCUGCAUGUCCCAAAUAGUGAGACUGAUGGGCUCCAUGCAAACACAUAUUUACAACGUGACACCAUGUUUUUGGGAGGUGGGAGGAAACCAGUGAACCCAGAAGAAACCCACAGGGACAUGGAGAGAACAUGUACAACUCAGCACUGAAAGUAAGCCAAGCUCAGGAUCAGACUAAUAAUAAUAAUAAUAAUAAUAAUAAUAAUAAUAAUAAUAAUAAUAAUAAUAAUAAUAAUGAUGAUGAUGAUGAUGAUGAUGAUGAUGUUAUUUUAGGGGGCAUGGUGGCUUAGUGGUUAGCACGUUUGCCUCACACAUCCAGGGUUGGGGGUUUGAAUCUCGUCACUGCCCUUUGUGCAUGGAGUUUGCAUGUUCUCCCCAUGCUUCGGGGGUUUCCUCCAGGUACUCUGGUUUCCUCCCCCAGUCCAAAGACAUGCGUUGUAUUCUGAUUGCCAUUUCUAAAUUGUCCAUAGUUUGUGAAUGGGUGUGUAUUCGAUUGUGCCCUGUGAUGGGGUUGGCAUCCUGUCCAGGGUGUCCACCGCCUUGUGCCCUGAGGAUGGAUAAUAAUAUUAAUGAUAAUGUUUUCUUUUUAAUGUGCCUUUUCCAAUCUCAAGUUUGCUUUACAAAAAAUAGAGAAAGAAAGAAAACGAAACACUGCAAUGAACAAGCAAUGGGACAGUAGUCACAGCAUGUAUCAGGAUAAUCCACACUGACACAUAGCAACAUGAAAACAGCAGAAACAAAACCACAAACCAUUAAACGUGGAGACAAAUCAGCAAACUACAAUGCAAAGUCCAAUUAGUGACUGCUAAUCCAAAACAUAGGAAUAGCACUUGACAGUGUGUCGCAGAGUGCUAGCAAGGUGGUACAGCAUGCAUCACAGUCAUGUACUUUUUGUCAUUUUUGCUUGUUUUUUGUUCAAAACCCCAACUUUGGUUAAUUUUACAGAUAUUAAAUAUGACGAAGGCUGCGAAAGGUAUCUAAUGGUGCUAGGACAGCAGUGGUGCAAACUGGCCUGACGUUAAAGUUCUGCAACAAAAUAUAUACAGUAUCUCACAAAAGUGAGUACACCCCUCACAUUUUUGUAAAUAUUUGAUUAUAUCUUUUCAUGUGACAACACUGAAGAAAUGACACUUUGCUACUAUGUAAAGUAGUGAGUGUACAGCUUGUAUAACAGUGUAAAUUUGCUGUCCCCUCAAAAUAACUCAACACACAGCCAUUAAUGUCUAAACCACUGGCAACAAAAGUGAGUACACCCCUAAGAGAAAAUGUCCAAAUUGGGCCCAAAGUGUCAAUAUUUUGUGUGGCCACCAUUAUUUUCCAGCACUGCCUUAACCCUCUUGGGCUGGACUUCACCAGAGCUUCACAGGUUGCCACUGGAGUCCUCUUCUACUCCUCUAUGACGACAUCACGGCGCUGGUGGAUGUUAGAGACCUUGUGCUCCUCCACCUUCCGUCUGAGGAUGCCCCACAGAUGCUCAAUAGGGUUUAGGUCUGGAGACAUGCUUGGCCAGUCCAUCCCCUUCACCCUCAGCUUCUUUAGCAAGGCAGUGGUCAUCUUUGAGGUGUGUUUGGGGUUGUUAUCAUGCUGGAAUACAUGCUGGGAUCAUGCUCUGCUUCAGUAUGUCACAGUACAUGUUGGCAUUCAUGGUUCCCUCAAUGAACUGUAGCACCCCAGUGCCGGCAGCACUCAUGCAGCCCCAGACUAUGACACUCCCACCACCAUGCUUGACUGUAGGCAAGACACACUUGUCUUUGUACUCCUCACCUGGUUGCCACCACACACUCUUGACACCAUCUGAACCAAAUAAGUUUAUCGUGGUCUCAUCAGACCACAGGAAAUGGAUCCAGUAAUCCAUGUCCUUAGUCUGCUUGUCUUCAGCAAACUGUUUGCGGGCUUUCUUGUGCAUCAUCAUCCUUCUGGGACGACAGCCAUGCAGACCAAUUUGAUACAGAGCAACAAUUCUUUUUUUCAGAUCCUCAGAGAGUUCUUUGCCAUGAGGUGCCAUGUUGAACUUCCAGUGACCAGUAUGAGGGAGUGUGAGAGCGAUGACACCAAAUUUAACACACCUGCUCCCCAUUCACACCUGAAACCUUGUAACACUAACAAGUCACAUGACCCCGGGGAGGGAAAAUGGCUAAUUGGGCCCAAUUUGGGCAUUUUCACUUAGGGGUGUACUCACUUUUGUUGCCAGCGGUUUAGACAUUAAUGGCUGUGUGUUGAGUUAUUUUGAGGGGACAGCAAAUUUACACUGUUACAUAAUCUGUACACUCACUACUUUACAUUGUAGCAAAGUGUCAUUUCUUCAGUAAUGUCACAUGAAAAGAUAUAAUCAAAUAUUUACAAAAAUGUACUCACUUUUGUGAGAUACUGUAUAUAUUUUGAAAAGUUUUUUGAAUGCAAAAUGUUUAAAUGUAGAAACAAACCAGGACACAGUAUUAUUUGCUUUGUAGGAUUAGGAAUCUACUGUGCUGAACAUAAGAUGCACACAAGAAGGAUCACAUGAAUAAGCUUGGGUAGGGUAGUACAGAGCAGAUGAUUUGUUUGCACUACAGUGAACAAUGUUUCAAAUCGGUUUUUAAAUGACUACCAGAACUACAGCAUGGAUGUAAUGAAAAACUGAGCUAAAUGGGGACGUGAGCAUACUGCCCCAUGAUUCCACAAUGACCAAACCAAUGGAUCAUGAGUUUAUAUCUGUUAAGUAGGAAUUAGCAUUUAUUUAAAUAACAUUGUGUGUAUUUUGUUUUCUUCAUUCACUGCUGAUAUGCUGUAUUUAUUGACUUUAUUUAUUGUGCCACAUUCAUGACCAUGGAAAUGUACCGAACCAUUUGGAAGAUGCAUAAUGGAGAUGAAUAAAGGAAUUUGAAACCA
Ictalurus furcatus (blue catfish) is the source of this 3621-nucleotide messenger RNA. It is a transcript of the gene rab38c, whose product is annotated as RAB38c, member of RAS oncogene family. Lineage: Eukaryota; Metazoa; Chordata; Actinopteri; Siluriformes; Ictaluridae. Bases 138 to 773 code for a protein of 211 amino acids. The transcript is spliced from 4 exons. The record is from RefSeq and is a predicted model, not a curated record. Gene Ontology annotation, molecular function: GTP binding; GTPase activity. Gene Ontology annotation, cellular component: lysosome; late endosome; Golgi apparatus. Gene Ontology annotation, biological process: endosome to lysosome transport; phagosome-lysosome fusion.